Wallemia ichthyophaga EXF-994 is the source of this 627-nucleotide messenger RNA. RefSeq lists its product as uncharacterized. The transcript is spliced from 2 exons. The record is from RefSeq and is a predicted model, not a curated record. The coding region runs from base 1 to 627 and encodes 208 amino acids. Lineage: Eukaryota; Fungi; Basidiomycota; Wallemiomycetes; Wallemiales; Wallemiaceae.
AUGCAAUCAUCGAGGGAGAUGGAAAGUGACUCAAAAAGCAGCAGUCGGUCGAGCAAUAAAAACCGUGCCUCAUCUGGGAUAUCGCCGUCAACUGUAGCAGGUAUAUCGAUACUGGCAUUCGCUGCAGUUUCCGCCAGUAUGGCUGGGACGAUAUGGAGAUCGAACCGGGCGCGUAAAAGAGCGACACAGGCAGUUGUAGACUUCAGGAGCAAUUAUCACAUAGAGAAAAGACCUCUGCCUCUGCCGUCUGAGGUGCGAUCGAAGGAAAUUAGUAGAAGUGAGAAUGCAAUUGAGAGUGAUGCACAUGUUGCACAAAUUGGAGAGAAUAACACACAAUUCAGUGAAGAUGGACACUUUACUUACGGUGAUGCAGCUAAAGCACUCCUUAUUGCUACCUCAGCUGUCGGAAUCGUGGCUGCGGGCAGUGGGUAUUAUGUGGUGAACAAGCUAGAAUUGUCGGAUAUACAAGACACCAAAACCAAACUUAACGCCAUUGUCAGAACACGAUUCAAGACAUUAUACGAUAGCAUACAUAAAUCCGACGGUCUAGAGGAGGAUAUACCCGACGAUGCAAAGGAGUUCGCGCAGAUGUUCUACGAUGAACAAAAUGAGCAUCGGGAGGUGUAG